Molecule: messenger RNA, 2134 nt
Organism: Lagenorhynchus albirostris (white-beaked dolphin)
Lineage: Eukaryota; Metazoa; Chordata; Mammalia; Artiodactyla; Delphinidae
Gene: PODNL1
Product: podocan like 1
Exons: 11
Coding region: 100-1827 (575 amino acids)
Molecular function (GO): protein binding
Source: RefSeq, a predicted model, not a curated record
UCCUCAUCACCCCAUCCGGUGCCUGCCUGCCCUCCGCAGGGCGGGGAAAGGGGAACCCUGGUCAGCAGUUCCGGCAAGACGGCAGACCUGGGGCUGGCUAUGUGGCUGAGCCUACUGCUGUUGCCCCUGCUGCUGCCUGGGCCCCCGCCCGCCCUCGGCAUGGAGGACGCCUCGUUCCCCCACCUGGGGGAGAGCUCGCAGCCCCCGCCCCGGGCCUGCCCCCCACGCUGCUCCUGCCCCCGGGCUGACACAGUGGACUGUGCCGGCCUGGACCUUCGGGUGUUCCCGGACAACAUCACCAGGGCAGCUCAACACCUCUCCCUGCAGAACAACCAGCUCCAGGAGCUCCCCUACAACGAGCUGUCACGCCUUAGCGGCCUGCGGACCCUCAAUCUCCACAACAACCUCAUCUCCUCCGAGGGCCUGCCUGACGAGGCCUUUGAGUCCCUCACGCAGCUGCAGCACAUCUACGUGGCCCACAACAAGCUCUCUGUGGCCCCCCAGUUUCUGCCCCGCUCCCUCCGUGUCGCUGAUCUGGCUGCUAACGAAGUGACGGAGAUCUUCCCACUCACCUUUGGGGAGAAGCCUGCGCUCAGGUCCGUGUACCUCCACAACAACCAGCUGAGCAAUGCGGGCCUGCCGCCCGACGCCUUCCACGGCUCCCAGGCAGUCGUCACCCUCAGUCUCUCCAGCAACCGGCUCAGCUAUGUGCCGCCCAGCCUGCCGUCCUCGCUGGAGCGGCUCCACCUGCAGAACAACCUCAUCUCCAAGGUGCCCCGAGGAGCCCUGAGUCGCCAGACCCACCUCCGGGAGCUCUACCUUCAGCACAACCAGCUGACGGACAGCGGCCUGCAUGCCACCACGUUCAGCAAGCUGCACGGCCUCGAGUACCUGGACCUGUCCCACAACCAGCUGGCCGCGGUGCCCGCCGGCCUGCCGCACACCCUGGCCGUGCUGCACCUGGGCCGCAACCGCAUCCGCUGGGUGGAGGCUGCCCGGCUGCGCGGCCUGCGAGGGCUGCGCUACCUGCUGCUGCAGCACAACCAGCUGGGGGCGGCAGGGCUGCCGGCCGGGGCACUGCGGCCGCUGCGGGGCCUGCACACGCUGCAUCUCUACGGCAACGGGUUGGACCGCGUGCCCCAGGCGCUGCCCCGCCGCCUGCGGGCCCUGGUGCUGCCCCACAACCGCGUGACCACGCUGGGUGCCCGCGAUCUGGCCGCCACGCCCGGCCUGGCUGAGCUCAACCUGGCCUAUAACCGCCUGGCCAGCGCCUGCGUGCACCGCCGGGCCUUCCGCCGGCUGCGGGCCCUGCGCAGCCUCGAUCUGGCCGGCAACCAGCUGACCCUGCUGCCCUCUGGCCUGCCCGCCAGCCUGCGCACCCUGCGGCUGCAGCGAAACCAGCUGCGGGCCCUCGAGCCUGAGCCGCUGGCCGGCCUGGACCAGCUUCAGGAGCUCUGCCUGGCGCAUAACCGGCUGCGUGUGGGUGACAUCGGGCCUGGCACCUGGCAUGAGCUGCAGGCCCUCCAGGUGCUGGACCUCAGCCACAACGAGCUGUCCUUCGUGCCCCCCGACCUGCCUGAGGCCCUCGAGGAGCUGCACCUGCAGGGCAACCGCAUCAGCCACGUGGGCCCCGAAGCCUUCCUCAGCACGCCCCGCCUACGUGCCCUCUUCCUCAGGGCCAACAGGCUUCACGUGACCAGCAUAGCGCCCGAGGCCUUCCUGGGCCUCCCGCACCUUCGCGUGGUGGACACAACGGGUAACCCUGAGCCAGUCCUGGUCCAGCUGCCACCCACAGCCCCACGUCGGCCACGGGCAGAGGGCCCCUGAGCCUGGAGGGGCGCAGUAGAGCAGCCCAGACACCUGGGGCUCUGCUGGGCUGUGGACUGAGGAGACAGCGCCCAACCUGGGGCCUCGAGCUGGCUCUCUCAGGCCUGGAGAGCUGGGCCCGCCUAACCCACGCUGGCCAGGAUGCUGGGACAGGGGUGCCACCUCGACACACAGGGAGCCCAGGGAGAGACUGAAGCGUGCAGCUCGCACACUGGGUGUGCAGGCAACUCCGACCCUGCUGGACACUCCCCCACUGCCCGUGCAGAUGGACACAGCAACAAUAAAGCCUAGCCCGGGACCUCCCUCG